Molecule: messenger RNA, 4785 nt
Organism: Panonychus citri (citrus red mite)
Lineage: Eukaryota; Metazoa; Arthropoda; Arachnida; Trombidiformes; Tetranychidae
Biological process (GO): SCF-dependent proteasomal ubiquitin-dependent protein catabolic process
Cellular component (GO): SCF ubiquitin ligase complex
Molecular function (GO): protein binding
Source: RefSeq, a predicted model, not a curated record
ACUUCAAUUUAGUGACUUCGUUUUUUUCACUUUACCCAUUUAGUGAAUUAUAGUUAUGUUAUUAAACGAUUUACCUGAUGAUUGUCUCUGGUUGAUCUUUGACAAAUUUUUCAAAUUAGAAGAGUUGAUUCAAUUGUCUAAAGUUUGUUCAAAAUGGUCCAAUUUGAUUUCCAUACGACUCAAAAAAGUUAAAUAUCUGGUAAAUUGGUUCGAUGUUCAUAAACACGAUUAUUCCAAAAUAUGGAUGGAGAAUCCAAAUACUUUGUCUGAUUACAAUCUUCAAGAGCUUUUACCAAAUCUCAGGAUUGUCAAUUUCCCUUUUGUUUCCGUUGGACAGGCGUCUCACGCGGUCGAUGUCAGAAAAGUGGUGAAUGAUAAUCCGAAAAUAAAAGGAUUAAUUCGAAUCAAUAGUCGCGAUUCUGAUUCAUUCAAUGGGCACAACUUGGAGAAUAUCGAAAUGAUUUCGAUGAAAUCUCUGGAUUUUGAUUACAAAAAAAUCUUUCGACCUGAUCAGUUGAAACAAAUCCACUUGUACGAUGCUUCCAUUGACGAGCUUCCUAAAUGCGCUGAAUAUUUUCCAAAUUUGAAGCGACUCAAUAUUUCGUUUUGUGGAGGAGAAGUAGAUUACUAUGGCCCAGAAUUUACCAAUCUCAAGAUUCUUGAACUUAAUUCAUAUCAAGAGUAUGGUACUUAUAACGGAGUUCGUUUGAUGGACUCUUGUCCUUAUCUUACGAGCGCUUUUAUGAGACUUCCAAUAGGAAAUGUUAAUACUGAUGAAGCUAAAAGGAACUAUAAUCUGAAGGAUUUGGUUAUUGAUCUGCCAAUGAGAGAAUUUCCUAAUUUCACUUGGUCACACUUGCGAAAACUGUUGUCCAAAUAUCCAAAUUUACAAAAUCUUGCUAUCAGAAAAAGUGAAGGUAUUGGGGAUAAUCAUGUAGAAAAAUUGGUUCGAUUAUUAUCAGAGAUAAAACUAUUAGACUUGAGAAGUUGUGAAAAUGUUACUGGAAAAUCAGCUGAUUUCUUGUCUAAAUUCUGUCUUAAAUCCAAUCGAUCAAUCAAAAUCUAUUAUGAUUGUGAAAAGGAACCGGACGACUGGCCCAAAUACGAUACUCCUCGAGAAUCAAUUGUCUAUGGAUUCAAUUUCAUGAAACAUUGUUUUUAUAAAUCUUUUAGCUCCCUUCCGAACCGCUUUAGGUCUUUCAGCUGUAACUCUGCGUCUAAGACACAAAGUUGGGUUCAAUUUAAUAAAAGUUUUAUUAGUAAUUCUCAAUUUCUGCUUGUUUCUGUUAAUCAAUUGCUUAUACCUGUUGAGCGGCUUAUAAUUAUGUUGUUAAACGAUCUACCUGAUGAUUGCCUUUGGUUGAUCUUCGACUAUUUUUUUGAUUUAGAAGAAUUGAUUAGAUUGUCUCAAGUUUGUUCGAAAUGGUCCAAUUUAAUUUGCAUUAGACUCAAAAGAGUCAAAUAUCUCGACACCAAAAAACCUGAAGAUAACAUUGACUAUUCCAAAAUAUGGAUGACUGAUCCAGUAAAUACUCUUAAACAUCACAAUUUAUCAGAAUUGUUAUCAAAUCUCAGGAUUGUCACUGUAGUUGAUGAGUUCGACAACUAUAAAUUGAAGCCAAGACAUUUCAGAAAAGUGAUCAACAAUAAUCCGAAAAUCAAAGGAGUCAUUGGAUUACAGAACAAGUGUAAGCUCAAUUUGAGACACGUCGAAAUGAUGGCAAUGAGCCAUAUGGUUAACUACAAGAAAGUUUUUCGCUCUGAUCAGUUGAAACAAAUUCAAUUAAAAGGGCUUCAUGUACAUAAUCUUCCUGAAUACGUUGAAUACUUUCCGAAUUUGCAGCGACUCCAUGUUUGUCUACUUGGAGGUGAGCGUUACAAUGGUCCAAAUUUAUCAAAGCUGAAGAUUCUUGAAGCUUAUGUAUCAGGAUUCGGUCAGGAUUGUGACAAAUUCAACGUGAUAGAUUAUUGUCCGUCUUUGGAAAGCGCUUUUAUUUGUGGUACUACAUAUGAGCAAAGAAUUAACAUUUCCAUAAAGAACUACAAUCUAAAAGAUUUGGUGAUUGACAUACCAUUGGUAGAUUACAUGAAUUGGUCAUCUAUCCGAAAACUGUUGACCAAAUUUCCAAAUUUACUCCAUCUCGCGAUCAGAGGAUCUCAAGAUGUUGCAGAUUGUCAUGUCGAAGAAUUGGUUCAACUAUUGCCACAGAUAAAGCUAUUGGAUUUUAGGGAAUCUAAUGGAAUUACUGUUAAAUCAGCUGAUUUCUUAUCUAAAUUCUGUCUCAAAUCUGAUCGAUCCAUCAAAAUCUAUUAUGAUUGUGAAAAUGAACCAGAAGACUGGCCCAAAUACGAUACACCUCAAGAAUCAAUUGUUUACGGAUUCAAUUUCAUGAAACAUUGUUUUUAUAAGUCUUUCCCCUACCUCCCAUUUCUAUUUGAUGAAUUCAUGUUAUUGAACGAUUUACCGGAUGAUUGCCUUUGGUUGAUCUUCGACAACUUCUCGGGUUUAGAAGAUUUGAUUAGAUUGUCUCAAGUUUGUUCGAAAUGGUCCAGUUUAAUUUCAAUAAGAUUCAAAAAAGUCAAAUAUCUCGUCAACAGUGAGCCUAUUGAUCACAUCAACAAUUCCAAAAUAUGGACGAGGGAUCCAAUAGAUACUCUAAAACAUCACAAUUUACGAGAAUUGUUACCAAAUCUCAGGAUUGUCACUGUGGUUGAUUUUCUCCCCAGGCCUCAAUUGAAACCAAGACAUUUCAAAAAAGUGAUCAACAAUAAUCCGAAGAUUAAAGGUUUGAUUGGAUUGAGAAACAAGUGUGCAGUCGAUUUGAAAAAUAUCGAAAUGAUCGCAAUGGAUCAUAUGGAUGAUUACAGAAAAGUCUUUCAACCUGAUCAGUUGAAACAAAUUUACUUUGGGCUUCUUCAUGUAAAUAAACUUCCUGAAUACGUUGAAUACUUUCCGAAUUUAAAGCGAUUCCAUGGGCGUCUCCUUGGAGAGGAGCGUUACAAUGGUCCAAAUUUAUCCAAACUAAAGAUUCUUGAAGCUGUUUUGUCAGGAUUGUAUGAAAAAAAUGACAAGAUCGAUUUAUUAGAUUUUUGCCCGUCUCUGGAAAGUGCUUCAAUUUGUUGUGCUCCAUAUGAUCAACAUAUUGAUCUUUCAAUUAAGAACUACAAUCUAAAAGAUUUAGUUAUUGAAAUACCAUGGGCAAAUAGCAUGAAUUGGUCAUCUAUCCGAAAACUGUUGACCAAAUUUCCAAAUUUACUCCAUCUCGCGAUCAGAGGAUCUGAAGAUGUUGCGGAUUGUCAUGUGGAAGAAUUGGUUCAACUAUUGCUACAGAUAAAACUAUUGGACUUGAGAAGUUGUGAAAAUUUUACUGGAAAAUCAGCUGAUUUCUUAUCUAAAUUCUGUCGCAAAUUCAAUCGAUCAAUCAAAAUCUAUUAUGAUUGUGAAAAUGAACCAGAUGACUGGCCCAAAUACGAUACUCCUCAAGAAUCAAUUGUCUAUGGAUUUGAUUUCAUGAAACAUUGUUUUAAGUCUUUUUCUCGGCUUCCAUUUUUCGACAAAUUACCUGAAAAUUGUCUUUGGAAGAUCUUCGACAAUUUCGAUGAAUUAGAAGAGUUGAUCCAAUUGUCUAAAGUUUGUUCGAAAUGGUCCAAUUUAAUUUCCAUUAGAUUCUCAAAAGUUAAAUAUCUGCUCCACAGUGAUGUUGUUCAUUUUGAUUAUUCCAAAAUAUGGAUAGAGAAAGAGCUAACAUUCAAAUAUAAUCUACGGAAACUGUUGCCAAAUCUCAGGAUUUUAAAUGUCUCUUGUGGUGUUCCAUAUACAUCAAUGAAUUUUAAUGUAUCCCCGCCCGAAGUCCGAGACCACUUUAAAUUCCCACCAGAAUAUUUCCAGGAUGUGGUCAACAAUAAUCCAAAGAUAAAGGGAGUGCUUGGGAUACGCGCUGGUCUCAAUUUGGAUCUAGAAAAUAUCGAGAUGGUCGAAAUGGAUUAUAUGUUGGAUUGUAAAAGAAUCUUUCGACCUGAUCAAUUGAGACAAAUUCGCUUUAAACGCGACUUCUUCUUUGAAUUUCUGCCUAAAUACAUUGAAUAUUUUCCGAAUUUGAAGCGACUCAACAUAACGUUCAAUGGGAAAAAAGUUCUUUAUGCUGGUCCAAAUCUAUGCAAUCUAAAGAUUCUUGAAUUUGCUUCAGACCGAUGGAAUUUAAGUGUUUACGGAUUUCAUUUGAUGAACUUUUGUCCAUCUCUAGAAAGCGCUUUUAUGAGCUGUUCAAAUGGUCUCUAUAGCAUAUCACCAUCUGAACAAAAUGUUAAUCGCUAUACUGAUAUCUCUCUAAAGAACUACAACCUAAGAGAUUUGGUGAUUAAAAAACAUUACGUAGGGAGUGAAUUCGUGACAAAUUACAUAACAUGGCCAUACUUACGAAGACUGUUGUCCAAAUAUCCAAAUUUACAAAAUCUUGCGAUUAGAGGAGGUGACACUAUUGAGGAUAAUCUUGUUGUAGAAUUGGUAAAGUUAUUACCAAAAAUAAAACUGUUGGACUUCAGGGGAUCAAAAAGAGUUACUCAAAAAUCAGCUGAUUUCUUAUCUAAAUUUUGCCUUGAAUCUAAUAGAUCAGUCAAAAUCUAUUAUGAUUGUGAAGAAGAACCAACUGAUUGGCCUAAAUUAAGCACUGCUGGUGAUUCAAUUGUCUAUGGAUUCGACUUCAUGAAGCAUUGUUUUUAUAAAUCUUUUCAUUCUCUUCCGUGCUUAAUUGAUGAAUAAAUUACGAAAAUUUCGAAUCUCGUUAA